AUGAAGCAUUUGCCAAGAGCACCUUGUUUUGGUGGUGGAGCUGGUGGAGAAAAGGUUUGCAUUUGGGUUUAUGUGUUGCAGAAAAUCUUACAGGCAGAGGAACACCCACUUGGAAUUAAAACUCUUCUGGAAGUGAGAGGAAACCAGAAGAUGGAUUUGUCCUUGUUCUGUGGUAGAAGUCAGUGUGGAAGAGGAAACACCUUGAGGUGGGAAGAGGAUGAAGAGGAAAGAAACAGGAUGCAGGUGAAAGGAGCCUUAAGAAUGAAGGAGGAGGAGGAGAUCAGUGAGCCUGGAGAACUGUCUGGACAGUUUGUGAAUGUCACGUCCAUCUCGGUGCCUCACAACAAGGGGACCCAGUUUGAGGCAUGGCAGUAUUUCCAUCUUGCUUGCUCUCACACUGGGCAGCACCCCAACUAGGAUGCUACCUGCAGCUUGCUAAGUAUGAGCAGUGGGCCAGGGGUGAAUGUAGGCACCACUGCUCUUUGGAAGCAUCUGAAAAGCAUGCACAGAGAAGGGCUGGUGAAGAGUGGUUACAGCCCUGCAGGGAAGCACCAGGACCCAUGGCCCCAGGAAACCCAUCUCCCUCUGCACAUUGAGGGUGACUGGGGCAGGCUCCUGGAGCAAGCGAGUGCCCUGGCAGCAUGGGAAAGCCAGCGGAAAAAGCAGGUGCUGAGGAAGGAGAGGACAGUGGGACGGCAAGAGAGGGCUGUGGAGAGGAGGGAGCUCCUGGAAGAAAUGGAAAGGGCCAUCUCGGAGACAAAGAGGAAGGUGAGGGCUGAGAAGGUGGGUUGUGAUGUCCCUUGCUGCACCCUCUCCAUCCAGGCAGAAAACCCAGGUGCUCUCCAGCGCAAACCACCAGGGCUGAGCGUCACACACCUGGGCAUUUGUCAUAGCCACUUUGUGCCACAGAAGAAGAGAAUUUUAGGACUACAGAUGAAGAUCACACCUUCUGACAGUCCUAAGUCAAAGUAA
Molecule: messenger RNA, 972 nt
Organism: Cavia porcellus (domestic guinea pig)
Lineage: Eukaryota; Metazoa; Chordata; Mammalia; Rodentia; Caviidae
Gene: Zbed2
Product: zinc finger BED-type containing 2
Source: RefSeq, a predicted model, not a curated record